UGUCUUAUAAUAUCUUAUGUUUAGGUGGAAUUCAUAUUAUGAUGCGAUGAAAUGCAUUCUUGAAAAUAUUGAAAAAAUUGAAGAUGUGUGUAAUGAUUUACAACUAACUACCAUUUCAGGACCUCGUGAAAUCUCAUUUUUACAAGAAUAUUGCAAUGUCACGAAACCUAUAUCUAGAGCAUUGGAUAUAUUGCAGGGUGAUAAAAACGUAUCUUUGGGAUAUUUGCUCCCUACUAUUAAUGCAGUACAUAAAUCAUUGAACGAUAUGAAGAAUAUAGUUUUCUGUAGACCAUUAAUUAUUGCACUUAAAAGAGGAUUAAAUAAAAGAUUCACAAGAUAUAUGGAGUCAAAUAUGUGGCUGCCUGUUUGAUACCAAAAUUCAAACUCAAUUGGGCUGUAGAAGAUGAUCGAAACAACAUAAAAAAUUCACUUAUAGAAACAUUGGAAACCAUAAUAGAUAACGCAUCAUUAACGAAUUCCCAAGAUCUACAAUCUACAUCUAACAUCACAUCUACUGAACAUCAUAAUAGUGACAUUGAGGAUGAUUUUUUUAAUUUUGAGGAAAAUAAUUCAAUAAUUUCAAAUAUUGAUUAUAAACUUCUUGUUGACAAUUAUUUAUCAAAUAAAAAUAUUAAAUCUCCUUCAGAGUUACCAAAUCCCCUUAAAGAAUUAUACAUAAAGUAUAACACUGCCGUUCCUUCAUCUGCUCAUGUUGAGCGGCUCUUUAGUGCUGGAGGACAGUUAUUAAACAAGAGGAGGGGAUCAAUGGCCGAUCACAAUUUUGAAAUGACACUAUUAUUAAAAUUCAAUAAAUAUUUU
Messenger RNA from Acyrthosiphon pisum (pea aphid), 819 nucleotides. RefSeq lists its product as uncharacterized. The transcript has 3 exons. NCBI's taxonomy places the organism in Eukaryota, Metazoa, Arthropoda, Insecta, Hemiptera, Aphididae. The record is from RefSeq and is a predicted model, not a curated record. The coding region runs from base 17 to 370 and encodes 117 amino acids.